AUGGCGCCAACACCUGAUUAUUAUCAUGACCUCGACCGCUCGAUAAUCCUACGACGCAGUCUCACAAACGUCAACCACACUCAAGCAAUCACACUCGGUAUAAUCGCCUUGUACGUGGUCAUAAUCGCUCUGCUAUGGAAUCUGCCCUACGUUCGCUGGUCGCUCUGGCCAUUCAAGAUGUUGGUCAUCGCAUUCCACGAAUUCGGCCACGCCAUAACCGCCGUCUGUACUGGUGGCCGCGUAAAAUCCAUCUCCCUCGACCCCCAUGAAGGCGGCGUGACGCACAUGGUCGGCGGCGCAAGCGCCAUUACUCUGCCCGCAGGCUACUUGGGCUCAUCGCUGAUCGGCGCACUACUCAUAUUCUGUGGCUUUGAUAUUGUGGCUAGCAAGAUCGCAAGUAUUGCUCUCGGAGCUUGUUUCCUGUUGACGCUCUGGUGGGCACGCAAGGAUUGGUUGACGAUUGUCACCAUUUUGGCGGCGGUGGGGUUGUUGGUUGGCUUUUGGUUUAUUGCACAUGCUGAGGCUUUGAGGUUUCUUGUUCUAUUCAUCGGCGUCAUGUCCUGCCUUUACAGCGCAUGGGACAUUUGCGACGACCUCAUCCUCCGCAAAGUCAACACCUCAGAUGCAAGCGUCUUCGCCAAACGCUAUGGUGGCUCCUCGCAAUGCUGGGGCGUGAUUUGGUCCUUGAUCUCGGUGGCAUUUAUGGCUGCUGCGAUUGUUGCGGGGCUGGCGGCUUUUGAACAGAGUUUUGCGCAGCAGGAGAGUGAUUCCAAUCAUUUUAUUCCGACCAAAAUUUGA
Messenger RNA from Talaromyces marneffei, 798 nucleotides. RefSeq lists its product as uncharacterized. NCBI's taxonomy places the organism in Eukaryota, Fungi, Ascomycota, Eurotiomycetes, Eurotiales, Trichocomaceae. The coding region runs from base 1 to 798 and encodes 265 amino acids. The record is from RefSeq and is a predicted model, not a curated record. The transcript is spliced from 3 exons.